UCUGAUCAUUCCGUCAAGAUGAUGAUGAGAGUGGGAGUGUUAGCGGCGGCAUUGCUUUGCUUUAAUGCCAUUGUGGGGAGAGUGGUUGUUGCUAGAAAUUUGGGAGUUGAGGAUUCCAAGUUCUUUUGGAGUGGUAAUAAUGGCGGCGGAAUAGGCGGUGGGUUUGGGGGAGGAGUCAGCGGCGGCGGCGGCGGGGGGUUUGGUGUUGGCGGAGGAGUAAGCGGCGGAGUAGGCGGCAAGGGUGGGGGGAUUGGAGGCGGAAUAGGCGGUGGGUUUGGGAAAGGCGGUGGCGGAGGAGAAGGAGGCGGUGGCAUUGGAAGCGGAGAAAAUGGCGGUGGAGAUAUAGGAGGCGGCGCCGGGGGAGGGUUAGGAAAGGGCGGCGGCAUUGGUGGGGAAAUAGGUAAAGGCGGCGGGAUAGGCGGUGGAUUUGGAGGAGGAUUUGGUAAAGGCGGCAUGUUGAGUGGCGGUGUAGGGGGGAGUGUAGGGUGGGGUAUACAUAAAGGCGGCGGCGGAAUUGGUGGUGGAUUUGGCGGAGGAAUCGGAGGGAGUAUUAGCAAAGGCGGCGGCGGAGAAUUUGGAGGAGGAGCUAGCGGCGGCAUUGGCGGCGGAGUCGGUGGAGGUUUUGGCGGUGGAAUGGGAGGCGGCGGCGGCGGCGGUUGGCUCGGAGCUGAAGAUAGUAAUACGUUUGGGCAUCACUAAAAUUUUCUAUCGGUCGUCGGUGCAUGCAUGGAUCGGAUGAAGCCACGCACGUAGAAUGCAUGGCAACUUUUACUUACCACAAUCACAAGCAAAUUUACCAUUUAUUGUCAGUUAAUUUUCUAAUUUGUUACCAUAAAUGAAAUGAAAAGUCUUUUCAUGUUAGUCAGUCUAUCAUUCCCCAGUCCGCUUUUUUUCUGUGUGUGUUUGUUUGUUUAGUUAGGAGUAUAAGUCAAUUAUAAUUAUUUCAAUAAAAGUUAUAUUUUUCUCGUA
Ipomoea triloba (trilobed morning glory) is the source of this 969-nucleotide messenger RNA. Its product is annotated as glycine-rich cell wall structural protein-like. The record is from RefSeq and is a predicted model, not a curated record. The annotation marks the transcript as partial. NCBI's taxonomy places the organism in Eukaryota, Viridiplantae, Streptophyta, Magnoliopsida, Solanales, Convolvulaceae. The transcript has a single exon.